Messenger RNA from Photinus pyralis (common eastern firefly), 2735 nucleotides. Its product is annotated as tigger transposable element-derived protein 6-like. The record is from RefSeq and is a predicted model, not a curated record. Gene Ontology annotation, cellular component: nucleus. Gene Ontology annotation, molecular function: DNA binding. Bases 427 to 2367 code for a protein of 646 amino acids. NCBI's taxonomy places the organism in Eukaryota, Metazoa, Arthropoda, Insecta, Coleoptera, Lampyridae. The transcript is spliced from 2 exons.
AGAGUGCUGUACCUUGGAACGGUUGUACCUUGGAACAGGACCGAUUUCAAAGUAUACAGCGCCAUCUUGUAAUUCUCAUCAUCAUAUAUCAGUGAAGUCUGCCUCAAACCAAACUACAACUCUGUUGUACCGUCAUUAGCGCCGUAGUUUUCUUUUAACCAAAUAUUUAUGUUCUUCGCAGAAUCAAAGUAAAAAUAAAGGUGGUUGGUUUUUUGAGUUUUCCGGCAAAAGUACGUUAUGGUUAUAUUGGAAUUCCAACAGCAUAACCGGCAAAUUGUAGACGGGCGCCUGUAUACAAAAUGGCGCACUAUUGUACCUUGGAACACGUCGUCGGUUGUACCUUGGAACGGUGUUCCAAGGUACAGAAACACACUAUUAACAAUUCAAUAUGUCUGAUUUGAUUGUUUUUUUUAUAGAAAUUGAAAAAUGCCGAGAAGUAAAGAAGGGAAGAAAAGAGACAAGGUUGACAAAGAAAAUUUAGAAAGAGCUGUAAUGGCAGUGGAAAAUCAUGAAAUUUCAUUUCGUGAAGCUUCUAAGGUUUACGAAGUUAAGGUAGCAACCCUACAUCGUCAUGUGAAAUCCCAUAUUCAACGUGGCAAACAACAAUAUGAAUACACUGCCAAUAAUGCUGUAAAACAAGUUUUUUCUAACCAAAUGGAACUUGAAUUGUUGAGCUAUGUGAAGCAGGCAGCUCUAAUGCAUUAUGGAUUGAAUAAAAACAACAUGCGAAAACUUGCAUAUCAAUUUGCAAAAGAAAACAAUGUGAUAUAUCCCCAGCAGUGGGACGAAAAUCAACUUGCUGGAGUGGCGUGGCUACGUGGAUUUGUCAAGAAGUAUUCAAAUCAAAUCUCUUUACGAAAACCAGAAGCCACAUCUCUCGCGCGGUCAACAAGCUUUAAUCGCGCGAACGUGCAGACGUUUUUCACAAAUUUGAAAAGAGUUUAUGCGAAAUAUGGUCCAUUCGAGCCACAUCAGAUCUAUAACGUUGAUGAGACAGGUAUGACUACCGUCCAUGUACCGCCCAAAAUAUUAGCUCCCAGAGGUAUCAAACAACUUGGUAGUGUAACAUCGGGUGAAAGAGGCCAAAAUGUUACCUUGAUUGCAGGGAUUAAUGCCAUCGGAAACCAUUUGCCGCCGAUGUUUGUAUUCCCAAGGGUGCAUUUUAAGGAAUUCAUGUUGAAAGGUGCGCCCGUUGGCAGUAAAGGAGGUGCAAAUCAAUCUGGAUGGUCCAACGAGAAGCUAUUUCUUGAGUGGCUGGAUUUUUUUAUAGAACAUGCGAGGCCAAGCAAAGAAAAACCCGUGUUAUUAAUCUUGGACAACCAUGAAAGCCACGUGAGUGUAGCUGUGAUCGAAAAAGCUCGUGUGUCUGGGAUAAAGAUGCUCACUUUUCCGCCACAUACUUCGCACCGUCUGCAGCCACUGGAUCGUACAGUUUUUGGUUCUUUCAAAUCUCACUACAACCGGGCAGUGAAUGAUUGGAUGUCAUGUAACCCAGGAAAACCACUGUCAAUUUAUGAGGUUGCAGAAAUGGUGGGCAGAGCAUUCCCUCUUGCAUUCACAAGCAAAAACAUUACAAGCGGCUUCGCUGCAAGCGGAAUUGUUCCUCUGAACGAAGACAUUUUCUCAGACAUUGAUUUCCUGUCGUCCUAUGCCACGGAUCGUCCAAACCCAGACUAUGCAAAAAAUGAUACUGAAGCAUUGGAUACUAGCGCAGACAGUCCCAUUUCACCGACCCCAGCUGCUUCUUCUAGCUGCCAGGCUAAAGUGUCUGUCGAAAGCAUAAGGCCGUUUCCUAAAGCAGGCGCUAGAAAGGUAACUUCAAGAGGCAGAAAAAAAGGAAAAUCUACAAUAUUGACAGAGACUCCAGAAAAGUUUGAAGUAGAGUCCUCAGAGUUGGAAAAAGUCGACGGAAGAAUAUCCAAUAGUGUCAAAACAGCCAAGAAAGUAUUGCAACUGGAAGAAAGCUACAACAAAAAUGAAGAAGUAAUGUCUCUAAGAGGAUCGUCCGAUGACGAUGAUAUUAUGGCUGAGUUUGAAGAACAGGAACUGGAAAAUGAAAUUAUGGAAUAUGUCACGGGGGAAAAAGGUAUCAAGGAUAUUCUGGGUCUUCCGAAUGUGGUUAGAGAGAUUGAUCAACACGUCGCAUUUUUAUACCAAGGGCAAGUCUAUCCUGGCAAAAUUGUGGCAUAUGACGAAGAAGGCGCAACUAUUUCCUCCAUGCAGAAAUCCCUCAAGUCGUGGAAGUGGCCAGAGAAGUCGGAUAUAUUAAACUAUCCUUGGACAGAUGUUCUGGGAUCCAUUAUGCCGCCUAAGCAAAUAUCAAAAAGGGGGUUUUAUGCCAUUCCUGAACUUUUGAAACUGGAGUAAUAGUAAAUUAAGUUUCAACAGCUCAGAAUUUUUGAAUUCUCAUGAAUCCAGUUUUUGAAUUUGUCUACCCAAUAAUAAUAAAAGUUUUUUAUAUACAUUUAAGUUGUUUUUUUCUCAUGUACCGAGGUACAUGAUAUGCUGUUCCAAGGUACAUGACGGUAUUGUACCUUUGAACGUUUGAAGCAAGUGUAUUAAACAAUUGGUAACUUCCACAAAUUUAGUGAUAAGUUUUCAAAAUAACUCGGAGGUAAGGUCAAAAGACAGGGCUGUAUGAAAAAAUAAAUAUCAGCCAAAUGGAGAGAAAAACUAGGAAAAAAUAAAAUAAAAACCACAAACUGUUCCAAGGUACAACACUCUCCCCUAUAAUU